ACGUUAUAUCACAGAUGAAGUAUUUUUGUAAAAUAUUUUAAAAGGACUAUUUUGCAGGUACAAGAAAUGAGGAACGAGUGUCUAAAUUACGGAAUAAAAAUAAAUUUCAAGAUGAAGUUUCAAUAGACGUCUCUUUUCCUUGCAGCGUAACAGCCGGCAGGUCUUCGAAAGUUCCCGAGUCGGUUCACCAUUUAAGACCAGGAGACAUAGAUGUCAUUGCUGCAAUGGGCGAUUCUUUGACAAUCGGCGCCGGAGUUACUUCGUUUACUAUAGCGGAAGCGAACAUUGAAGAUAGAGGCAUAUCAGGCAGUAUCGGCGGUCAAGGAACUUGGCGACAGUACCUGACUCUCCCUAAUAUUCUUAAAGAAUUCAAUCCUAAAUUAGUAGGUUAUUCACUUGGGGACGCUAUAAGCACUAAUCCAGCUGCGCAGUUAAACGUCGCUGAAGGCGGAGCUAUGUCUAAUGAUAUAACUUUCAUGGCGACAUAUCUGGUCAAUAAAAUAAAACAUGACCCGAAAGUAGAUAUAAACAAACAUUGGAAGUUGAUUUCGUUGAUGAUUGGAAGUAAUGAUUUUUGCUCUAAUACGUGUGUAACUUCUCCAUGGACUGUGUUAAAUGAUCACAAAAUGGAUUUAAUUAAUACUCUUAGAAUAUUAAGAGACAACUUACCAAGAACUUUUGUUGCUCUUAUACCACCACCUCACUUAAAGGAACUGGUUAAUGCACACAAAGGAAGAGAGUCAUUGCGGUGCUAUGUGUCAUCCAUAUUUGGAUGCCCAUGUUUGUUUGCUUUACAAUUUAGAAAUCAAAGAUUGGAAUAUUAUAAAAUAAUAGAGAGGUGGCAAGAGAUUGACGAAGAAGUCGCUAAUUAUCCAGAAUUUCAUAGAAAUGACUUCACCGUAGUAAUUUUACCGACUCUGGAACAUGCAAAAUUACCUCUUGCCGAGGAUGGAUUUUCCGAUUUGUCAUAUCUCAAUGUUGAUUGCUUUCAUUGGAGUCAAAAAUUAAAUGCACUAUAUGCGAAUAAUCUGUGGAACAAUUUGCUGGAACCAGUUGGUAACAAGAGUAGGUCUCUUACUCCGUUAUUUGAAAAAUUUCUGUGUCCUACUUCGGAAAGACCGUUCUUGAUGACAUAUGAAAAUUCACAGAACAACGAAACUUAAGGAUGGUUAGAGAAAUU
Molecule: messenger RNA, 1180 nt
Organism: Bombus impatiens (common eastern bumble bee)
Lineage: Eukaryota; Metazoa; Arthropoda; Insecta; Hymenoptera; Apidae
Product: phospholipase B1, membrane-associated-like
Exons: 6
Coding region: 225-1163 (312 amino acids)
Biological process (GO): phospholipid metabolic process
Molecular function (GO): glycerophospholipase activity
Source: RefSeq, a predicted model, not a curated record